UCUCAGACAAAAGUACAAGGGAAGAGUGGGCUGCCCUCCAUGAUGGCAUACAUUGUGAACACUGUGUUCUCGGUCCUCCACUCACUCCUCCAAAGCGGCUGUGGCACUCUGUUAUCUCAGAAUGCAACGAUCGAGAGUUCACAGGAGUGCGUGGCCACAGGAGAUGGGAAACAGAGCCACUCCUCUUGCCUGACAGGCAGCCCAGAGGUGGAGGAAGAAGACUGUGGACAGACUCCUCAGGGGAAUCCCAUGGGGCCGCUGCCUCAGGGUCCUGCACAAGAGGUCUCAGGAGAUCUGAAGGAGAAAGAACCCACCCCCAAAAUACUUCGGCUCAUUCUGGUGGGUAAAACAGGAAGUGGGAAAAGUGCAACAGGAAACAGCAUCCUUGGCAGACAAGUAUUUGAGUCCAAACUCAGUCCUAGACCAGUGACUACGAAGAUCCAGAAAGGGAGCCGAGAAUGGGCUGGGAAGGAGCUGGAGGUGAUCGACACCCCAGACAUUCUGUCCCUUCCGGUCCAGCCGGAGGCAGCGGCUGAGAUCCGUCAGGCCAUAGACCUGACCUUGCAGGGCCCCCACGCGGUGCUCCUGGUGAUGCAGCUGGGCCGGUUCACCGAGGAGGACCAGCAGGCUGCCAGGCGCCUUGAAGAGAUCUUUGGAGCACGCAUCCUGGCUCACACCAUCCUGGUGUUCACCAGGAAGGAAGAUCUGGCAGGAGAUUCCUUGGACGAGUACGUGCGAGAGAGCAGCGAGGAGAGCCUGGCCAAGCUGGAUGUGCUGUGUGAGCGGAGACACUGUGGCUUCAGCAACGGGGCGCGGGGGGCUGAGCAGGAGGCCCAGCUGCGGGACCUGAUGAAGGAAAUCGAUGGGAUCCUGUGGGAAAACGAGGGCCAGUGUUACACCACCAGGGCUUAUCAGUGCUCCCAGCAGAAAGCUUUGUCCAAAGAAGCAGAGGAAAGGCCGAUGCCCGAGGAGCAAGGUUCUGAGGAGGCGCCCUGCAUGGAGUCUUGACCGGAAGGGUUGUCCUAACACAGAACCCUGAGAAGACAUUUAGACACCUCCUGGUGAAGGCUUGCAUCUGAGCUCAGGCUGGAUGUGGGUAGAUUUCCUCACUGGCCACACUCUGUGUCCAAUACCUAUUAAUUUUUGCUUUUUAUUUUUGGCCACAGAGAGCAGUUCAUUCCCCAGAUCGAGCAUCAGGUGUAGCUGGUGGGGAGAGCUAAGUUCACGGUGAACACCUAUAAAGGUCUUCAUAGAUUCUUCCAGAAUUCUUGUGCUCGCCCUCUGCUCACCCCCAAGUCACACUAGCUUAUAUGGGACUUUCCACCCCACAGGUAUUUCCGUUCUUGGGGUCCAUGUCUGCUCCUUGAUAGAGCUAAGCUUCUGGAGGGAGGGGCUGUCAGUGUUUCCUGCCCACAGCUGCUUAGUCAUGGGACUGGGUCAGAGUUGAUUCAACCCGGGGUCAGCUGUGGAUCAGACAGCUGUACAUCUCCUGGGCUUCCAUCUUAUUCCUAAAGAUACAGGCAUA
Messenger RNA from Jaculus jaculus (lesser Egyptian jerboa), 1525 nucleotides. RefSeq names its product GTPase, IMAP family member 6 (gene Gimap6). The transcript is spliced from 3 exons. Gene Ontology annotation, cellular component: cytosol. The record is from RefSeq and is a predicted model, not a curated record. NCBI's taxonomy places the organism in Eukaryota, Metazoa, Chordata, Mammalia, Rodentia, Dipodidae. The coding region runs from base 40 to 1008 and encodes 322 amino acids. Gene Ontology annotation, molecular function: GTP binding.